AUGAAGAUUCAAAGCCAUUUGAUGUGGCUUGCCCACGUUCUUCCGGCGGUUGCACUCACCAUCACCGCCCCUGCUCAGACAACUUCCUCUCCAGCCCCGCUCUUGGGUUGUGGUGAGAACUUGAUUAAGGAUGUGGCUUUUGAGACUAUUAAGCUCGAUGAUAGUUUGUGGACCGUCCUGCCGCCUAACGGUGGUGCCGCUGUCGAUGGAUACCUGCAUUUGAGUGCUGAAGCUAUUCAAUCGCAGACCUUGUUGACCCAGACAGUCACCGACGCCAUUGCAGAAGAGAGUUAUAUUGUCUCUUUCGAUUACCGCCAGACAGCUGGCUCAGUUAUUGAUAGGACAGCCUGUACCGUGAAUCUCAUACUCAAUGGAGAAGAUGUCGGCACUAGUACUCUCACAGCCGGUUCCUGGAAGACCAUCUCCAAGCAAUGGACAGCUGCUAGCUCAGAAGUCGACAUGCUCAUCUUAAUCGAUUGCCCUGAUGCAGCGAUCUCAGGCACAACAGUGGAUUUGAACAAUAUCUCGUUCAAGAAGAGCUGUGGCUCAUCCAGCUCGAGUAGCGCCUCGGUCUCUACCAAGACCCCAUCGGGCUUGCCUGUUACUAACAGCACUCCGACCGCUUCUUCUACCUCCUCAUCUGGUCAUUCUAGCUCCGAGGGAUCGGGGUCUUCAUCGCACAUCUCCCCAGCCUCGCCAAGUAUCACCGACCCUAUUACCUUGACAAUCACUAUUACCGGGUCCGCAACCCCCGCCUCCAGCAGCGCCAUCGAGUCCACCACGCUGGAAACUCCUACGCCAGAUAUGACAACCUCUACUGUCUUCACCACCCGCACUGCGACUAUCACAGCCUGUCCCUCGACUGUCACCAAGUGCCCAGCCAACGACAAGACAACCCACAUUACAACUGAGACUAUCCUCGUCUCGAUCACCGUCUGCCCUGUUGCAGACGCAACGACUACUAUCAAGGGGCCCAGCCCCACCGGCCCAUCUGGCAGCGGCAACGGCAACGACCACACUAUCUCAACAAUCCUCUCAACCAGAACCGUAACCCUAACCCAGUGCCCGGCAACAGUGACCGACUGCCCAGCCCGCGACCAGACAACACAUAUCACCACGGAGACUGUCGUUGCCGGUACCACUAAGGUCCCCAUCAACACCGCCGUGACCACCACGGAACCUGGCGCAGUGCACACAUCGCCUGUUGUUGCUGGCACAGGCACCACUACCAUUGAAGGAGGUGCUGUCAGUGAGACUGAUGCUCCUCAUGUUGGCGGAAAUGAAAAUAGUUCCGGAGUGUCGACGGGUGAAGGUGAAGGUUCUACCGGCUCUGGCUCAAACGUCUCCACUGGUAACAAUACCGGCCACCUCUCCAACCUACCCGGCAUCACACGCACGCGUAUCAGCUCAGCUAUACCUUCAAGCCUCACUCGCAUCCACUCAGCCACGGUCAAGGCUUCGUCCGCCACAGCCUCUUCUCCUACAGGCGCAGGUGCAGGCGCAGGUUCCGGUUCUACUACCAACAGCAGCCCGACGAGUACGUCACCCGCGUUCAACGGUGCUUCGUCAUUCACUGUUUCCAGCGCCGUGUCUGCCCUUGGUGCCAUCGCGGCUCUCGCGCUUUUCCUUUGA
Molecule: messenger RNA, 1632 nt
Organism: Penicillium concentricum
Lineage: Eukaryota; Fungi; Ascomycota; Eurotiomycetes; Eurotiales; Aspergillaceae
Exons: 2
Coding region: 1-1632 (543 amino acids)
Source: RefSeq, a predicted model, not a curated record